AUGAGCUACCCCUCGCUGUUCCUGACACCGUCGCCGUCCAACCAUCGCGAGGUGGCACCGCCGAGGUCCUCCCCAUCAUCGUCGACGUUGACGGAUGUGGUGCCCUUUGAGGCGGCGCUGCAACGGCUCGUAUACGAAAAAAUUCGCACCGACGAGCAGCUCUCUGGCUACGGCGUGCAACAAGCGUAUCGCGGACUGCUAUACGCGGUUCGUGCAGGCACGCUCUCCCUCAAGGGGCUGAGCACCACUGGCAACAGCGCAACGUCCUCCUCUGCGUCUGCCGUCGGUGCCUCAGCUUCCCAUACAAGAGUCGCAAAGAGCAACGGCAGUGUUUCCUCUUCUCCCUUGGUGGAAGGAAAGACCAGCAGGGAUGACAUCAACACGUGUGCCGUGCGUGGGUGGCAGGCUGUGCUGUACAGGCUAUCCCAGGCAGCGGUGCGGUCCGCCGAGGACUUGGAGUGUGCGGUGUUUCUCAGCGUUCGCAUUUUGUGCGACCCGGCCUCGGCUCAUGGCGAGGGCAAUGAGCGACCGUGCUGCACGGCGGAGUGGACGUGCGCGCUCCUUCACGGUCUGCCGUCGGACGAGUCUGCGGCGCCACAGGACAGUCCUGAUGCGCGCUUCUGUCAUCUUGUGCAGUCAAGUCACCGUUAUCAGCUGGGCUUUCUGCUGAUCUUGGCGAAUACACUGCGGGUGGUCGCCACCGGACAGGUGGAGGGGCAGCACCUCUGCAGCAACUAUCCCAAGCUUUUCAACGGCGUUGCGACGGUGGUGUUGCCCCACGUUGCCCGUUAUGCGGAGGAGUCGCUGCGGGACCCGGAGCAAACGGCACCGUCUGUCCCUGUGACGUCCACUCAGCCACCGAGCCGCCUCUCCGUCGAGUUGAAUCAUUUCGUCCUCCACGGUUGUCACUGGCUCACAACGGAUGUCCUCUCGGCACACAUGGACGCAGUCGACGAUGCGGUGCAAGAGAAGCAAGUCGGCGAGCAGGGAAUGAAGAAGAGAGCACGGAGACGUCCUCGCGUGGUUGACCGCGAUCAACCGGCGUGCGUGUGGGACUGCGUGACGCUCGUGCGCAAUGCCCUUCGUCGUGCGUUGAACUGGGUGGCAGAGGAGGCGGUGGGAGACGGAGGAACGGUCCAUUUGGGUACGGAGAGGAAUGACCAGACCUCACGCACUCCGUCCGUCGCCCUCCUAGCUGAGGUUUCUCAGCAGCUGAGUGGCUGCGUCACGGACCUACUAAAGAGGCAGGAGUAUUUGCACAAUGCGCUCUUGAACGCCUCGCGUGAGUUCAAAAACGUGGCGACGCGCGACGUGCACUCGCUGACGGAGAUGACGUGGGCGCACACAUUGCAGAUGUGUUUCCUGCUGCGCAACGUCACCGGAGCCUGGGCGAGUGUGCACGGCGGACUCGGUUACCCUGUCCUGUGUCCCGGCCAGGUGCUACCGGGCUACCGGGAUGUGCUGAUGUUUAUGGUCAGCGCGCUCGUGCGCAUCCCCGCGGUCGAGACAAAGCAGGAGGAAGAGCGGGAGGUAUUUCUCGCAUUGGAUGCCGCGCUGUGUGCGCUUCUCACGUUGGUCUCUGCCGCCCCUACGCCAAGGCUGCAGUCCGAGUUGUGGGCCAGCGACACCAGCGUGACGCAGCAGGUGCACGCCCUGCUCGUGCAGCGUGCGUUGCGCUACCGCAAUGAUCGAGUGCUGAAGCUCGCCUCGCUGCUUUCACGCGCCGUCCUCGACGCGGCGGUGCAUAACGGCGCCCUUGCCGGGUUCGCGACGGAAUCAGCCGACCAGCUGUUGGAGCUACUGGAGAGCGGCGACGAUGCUGCGUCGCGCUGCGUCGGUGAGCUGCUAAGUGUGGCGAUCCUUCAGCAUCCUUAUCGCCUAGUGCCGGCGCUGUUUCGCCUUCUGCAACACGGCAGCGUAGCCACGCGUCGUCACGUUCUACAGGUGCUGAGCAGUCUGCCCGAUUCGCUCUGCGGCGACGCGGGGAGCACCUUCUCGUCGGAGGCCGCAUCGACGGCGCGCUCAGCGGCAGAUCGUCGCCGCGACGUUCUUCGCCUGCUCGCGGAAAACUUGCUGCUUCAGCUGCAGGAUGAGGAGCUGUGUGUGCGGAUGCUGAGCUCUUCUCUCUUCGCGAAGGUGCACCCCGCCGACGUCCUUCAGCCCCUCAUAAAUUUGUGUGUGCAGCGCGACACCAGCGGCAGGAGGCAGAGCGCCGCUCUCGCUGCCCUCACCAGCGUUCUUACCGCGCGCACCGACAAUGCGGCGGCGUACGUGCUGCUGCUGCAUAGCGGCUAUCAGUGCCACAGCGCCAUGAAGGCGACGUCGACAGAUGCAACUCUACUUCCAUUGCGGAAGUCGGAUCUCACACAGCCCGCGGAGCUACUAUCUGAGAACUCCCCCGUGAGCCGCCCGGUUCCGCAAACUCCCGGUGAUAUUCUUUCUCAGUCGCUUCUCUACUCUGCCGCUGCCGAUGACGCAGAUGAUGCCCGUGAGGAUGAAGACGCAGCAGGUCCAAAGGAUGCGAUGCUGUCGGAUGGGGGGACGCAGUCGUCGAGCACGACUUCCUCUUCCACGAAUGCACGUCGCAGAGAAGCUCACCUCAGCAACGCGUUGCGCACCGUAACAGACAGGUGGGUGAACGCCGCACUGCCUAAGUGGACUCAGGCGACACACUCCCUCCCUCUCCUGCAGUGCCUCGUCCAGCAAGCCUUCUGCAACGCCUCUUCCGCUGCUACUGCUGCAGCGUCUUUAGAAGCGGCGGACGCGGAGGAUCGGGUGCAGUUUUUUUUGAAGUACAUCCUUCGCACCACCUCAGCCAUCACCGGAGCAGGAAUCACAGACGCGCGCGAUCGUGCGGCAGAACUCGUGGCGGCGCGAGUCAGCCAUCUUCUUGCCAUUUGGAAUACUUUUUUCGCGGCAUCAGCGGAGGCGUCGAGUGCGAACGCAGGAGCAGCAACGUGGCGCGGUGCAGUCGAGUGUGACGCACCGCAACUCAGCAGCGUGACCCAAGAAAGCGCGCAGGCAAAGGCACGCAUGCACGCCGCGUUGCUCCCGCUGCUGUGCUUGCGCAGCUGUGCGCCGCAUACGUUCGCGAGAUCCCGUUUACUGGACGACGCCCUUCUUUCCUCGUCUACUAACACCGGCAACGAGGCACAAACUGAAGCGAUAAUGGCUGCGAAGGAAGUUGAAGACGCUCUCAAGGAGAACAACGCGUCAGUGAUGGUGGAGGGCGUCUACGAUCAGGUCGUUUCAUCGAUAUGGCAGAGUUUGUGGUCGGCGUUGACACGCACUGAGGCAACAGGCGCCUUCUUUGCCCUCUACCCGGAUAUUCAACGCGUUGUGCUGGAGGUGCUCUGCCGCUUUCCUGCUACCGUGUUCUUUACGCAGUGGCAACGCUGGAAGAGGGCAAGUGUUGCAGAUGCAGACGGCAGCAACACCGACAGCGAUGCCUCUCCUCCUCCGCCUACUGAUACUGUUUCGGCAAAGGCGCUCUUUGUGUACCGCGUUUACGUCUACGGCGUGUCUGCGUACCUUGCCGCCAGCUUAGCUAGUGAGAGCUCAACGCAGUUCGCACAGUCGACGCCGACGAGUCUGGAUGUCGUUCUUCAGCACCGACGCACACUCGUAUAUGUGCUGUCCACGGUGCUCCCAACGUGGUUGAUUGAAGAUCGUGGAAUGACGACUCGUGCAGAUGCAUCGGCAGAGGCGAGUCUUGAAGCCGCCAAGCAGCGUCUGUGCAUGGCUGCCGUGGAUGCUGGUGGCAUUCUCGGUGUCGUUGCCCUCACCUAUCCUGUGCGGACGCGUGUGAACUCAGGCGACGCUUCGUCCGUUGAAUUGGAUAUUCUGAAACAGGAUUUAGAGUCGGCAUCCGAUGAGCUCUUGCGAGCCGCCCUUCACAACCUCACCCUCGCGUAUCGCGCAACGGAAGCGGAGAAAGAGUCGAGCAACAGCGAUACGGGUGCAGGCGUGCCAGUGGCGUCAGAGACGCCAUGGACGGUGCUGCUCAUCCGCUUUCAGCUGUGUCUCCGCAUGCAUGCAAGUCUUCUGCGCGCCAUCACGGUGCACCCUCGUGAGUCAAAACCGCUGCUGCUGCUGUGGUUUCGCCACUACCUCCGCUUUUUCAUUGAUCUGGGGAAUGCAGCGUGCAAAAGUGUUGUUGGACGGACCGAGCAUGGGUGCCGCGCCGCGGCGGACGCGUGUGGUGCGGUGUUUCACGCAGUGUUGACGGCUCGCAAGAUGGACGACGGUGCGGCAACCGACGGCGCAUCAUCCUCUGCGUCUCCCGUGGCUCCCACCCUCUGUCGCCUUGCGUGGGAAGAGAAGGACGCACUCGUGAGCUUCGCGGUUGGCUGCACGCGCUUUGCCGCAUCUCCUGCGGUGCAAACCAUGGGCGUGCGGUUGCUGUCCUCCCUGCUGGUUGCUGCGCCGGAAAUCUUUCUUGAAGUCGGCAGCCAGCAGCAGGAGGGAAAAGGGGCGACGGUGGUGAGGACGGCAGCGGCAGCGGGUGGGGGUGCGCUGCAAGGCGCUACCUCAGCGUUGGAGUUCAUCGCUUUAAUUCACGACGACCGCCCCACGCGAAUGUUGGCCGAAGAGGUGCUGCGCAUGCUGGAGAAGGCGUAUUCGACAGCCGGUGUGGUGUCCACGUGA
Molecule: messenger RNA, 4647 nt
Organism: Leptomonas pyrrhocoris
Lineage: Eukaryota; Euglenozoa; Kinetoplastea; Trypanosomatida; Trypanosomatidae
Exons: 1
Coding region: 1-4647 (1548 amino acids)
Source: RefSeq, a predicted model, not a curated record